AUUGUUUUUAAUAUUAUUUUGAUAAAUAAAUAUGAUUUUAAGUAAAAAUUUUAAUAAAAGAAAAAAUGGAAGGUGUUCAAGCACAUCAUUUAAAAAAAGAAGUAUGUUAUAAAAGACCUAUAUAUAGAGAAGCAAGAUGGGAGAGAGCAAUCAAGGUGUACACCAUAAACCAAGAAUCAAAGUAUUUGCUAGUUCAAGGUAUACCUCAAGUUGGAGCCAAUAAAGAACUUAUAGAGCUUUUUUCUUUGUAUGGAGAAGUGGAAGACUCACGCUUGCUUGAUAAUUACCCAACUGAAAAAUUUACAGAAGUAUAUUGGAUUAAAUACAAGAGAAUACAAUCAGCGAGAUUUGCUAAAAAAAAAUUGGACAACCAAUCAUUCUUUGGUGGUUUAUUGCAUGUGUGUUAUGCACCAGAGUAUGAAUCAAAAAAGGAUACAAAAGAAAAGUUAUUAGAAAGGCAAAGAGCUGUUUUAAAAAAAUGUAAAGAAUAUAAUGAUGAGUGGAAGAAAAAUUCAAGCAAGUUGGUAGAAGAUAGUUCAACUGAUCAAAGCAAAUUAAAGAAUAUUUCUGCCAAGAAACUAACUACUACAUUACCAAAUGCAAGUAUGAUAGACACUAAAUCACUUCCCUCAAUCCCCAUCGAUCUAAAUCCAAUAAUUCCACAACCUUCGUCUUUUAGCACAUACCUAUUUAGCACUAAUAGCUGUCAGCAAGAUUUACCUAGAGUCCCUUCCAAGCAAGCGACUCUUCCUGAAGAUUUGAAAUAUUUAUCUGCAGUUGAAGUUUAUCCUAAGUAUUUUGAAAACAUCACGCAUAUAACUGAUGAAGAAAGAAAUCAUAUCAUGAAAGAUAAAUCAGAAAAGGGUAAUACAAGUAUUCAAAGUGCAAGCGCUGAUGAGACGGUUUGUAAAAAAAAAGCAAUUGUGUGGAAUCCAAAGUUUAGUGAACAUAUGAACAAGAAUAGUUCUACAUACACUUACAGUAAAUCACCAGGAGCAUGGGAUCCAUAUAAAGAAUCACAUAUCAAAAGCUGCGAAAGAUUGUUGAAUGAUAACACUGGAGACGAGUACAACAAUGUUGUGCAUAACAUCCGAAACAGAUUAAACACGCAAAAAAGAAUUCAACGUUCUCAGCAUACAAUCUUUUGGAACUUCACUAACAUUUCAUUUGGGUUUGAUAGAGAACUUCUAACCUUAAGUAAUGAAUAUCCUUAGACUAUGGAGCCUAAUAUACAGCCGUUGAGUGAGCUUACAGAAUGUCCUCUUCUAAUAAUAACUAAGUCGGAAAGUAGAUGCGAGUUGACUGAAAAAGAUCAUUCUCAGAAUCUUACACGAAAACGGAAUGCGAAU
Molecule: messenger RNA, 1349 nt
Organism: Hydra vulgaris (swiftwater hydra)
Lineage: Eukaryota; Metazoa; Cnidaria; Hydrozoa; Anthoathecata; Hydridae
Product: RNA-binding protein 48
Cellular component (GO): nucleoplasm
Molecular function (GO): RNA binding
Source: RefSeq, a predicted model, not a curated record